AUGAACUCUCAGUGUGGGUAUGGCUCCUCCUGUACGAUUCAAGCCAGCAACUCCUGGCUUGGUGGAGAUCCGUGUAAAGGAUGCGAUAAAACACUCUAUUGGUCGUACAGCUGCCCAGCUUCUACAGAAAUCAGUAGAAGUACGCCAAAUGACCUUAUUUAGAAAAGUCUGACGUCUAACUGUUUUGUGGCCAUGGGGAGGACAUCUUUCACCUUCAGAGCCAGAGCAAACAAUGACCUUCAGCUUGCAUUGGGUACGCACGAUUGUGAUAACUGUGGUACACAUUAUGAAUUUAUUAUUGGUGGAUGGGGAAAUACCAAGUCUGCUGUAUAUUAUGGUCUAUCUGGUACACAAUGUGCUACGUACAGUCAAACUAUUCUGGACCAAACGUUCUUCGACAGUUUCUGGAUUUCAUGGGCUGGGAAUGAUAUCCGAGUGGGAAAAGGUGAAACAGUCGACAACAACGUUAUCAUGACUUGUACACGUACCACUCAUUUCGAUGCCAAUUAUAUCUUGAUCAGAACAGGAUGGGGUUCCAGCGGGGAAUGGAGAUUUCCUAACGAUGUUGCAUGUUUACAUGAAAAAAACAGUUAUGUCGACAUUACUGCUGACAAUACCGGCUGCAAUGAAGUCAGCACGUACGCAUGUGCGUCGGGAUACAAACAAACUGCAGGGAACACGCAACGCACCUGUGGAUUUGGGAAGAUUUGGUCAGGAUAUCCUUUGGUCUGUUCAGACUCAACUUGCAAAAUUGACAUUUUAUUCAUCAUUGAAGCAUCCUCACAUACAUCUUCCAUUUACUCAGCAUUAGUUUCAACCAUUGGCGAUUUAGCAGGAGAGUUGAAAAUUUCAACCAAUGAUAUACAAGCUGGGGUUAUCACAUAUGACGACAUAGUGGACCAGAAUAUCAAGUUUAAUGCCUACUCUUCUGCAUCAUCAUUAGACAGUGCUAUUUCGUCAUUAACAAUAUCAAGUGCUUCGUCGUCUGUCGACUUGGCCGAGGCUUUGCGUGUCGGAUUUUACGAGUUCUUUACAUUGUCCAAUGGAAACAGAUAUGAGGCUUACAGACAUUUUGUUCUGAUCGCUAAAACACAUUCUCAGAACGGUUCAGUUGUGGCAAAUGCUAUUCGACAAAUCUCCAAGAAUCAAGUUUUCACAAUUGGCAUUGAUCCUUCUUCUUCUUUGAUCACUGACCUUAAGGCGAUUGCUGGUGAUGACAGCAGGUACUGGCAAGUGACCUCUCCAGCAGAUUUAUAUCCUAAAUUUAAUGAUAUUCUACAGAAAAUUGCUGUUUGUCCAACAACAGCUCUCCCUGAUCCCGUGACAGUAGACUGCAAGCUGGACAUUGCGUUUAUAGUUGAAAGCUACAAUAUGCGUUUUUCAAAAACGUUCUUGGCAGGAUUAAUGGAGGAUAUUCCAAUUUCUUCUGAUGGAGUAAGAGUGGGAUUUGUAACAUAUGAUUCCGGGGCAUCAAAAGAGUUUGGGCUUACGUCUUACACAACAUCUGAGACCGUCAGAGGAGCAAUUGAAAAUGUGCCUGACAGAACUAGAUCGGAUCACUUUGUAUACGAAGGAUUAAUAAAAGCCCGGGACAGCGUGUUCACGGCCACUGAUGAUCGCGAAGAUGCCAACAACCAUUACGUUUUUGUUGUGGGGCCAUUUUACAGCGAAACGGCUGCCGUUUCGCGCGCAAUCAGAGGCAGUGGGAACAAUUUUAUCUUCGCAGCUCAUAUCGGCUCAUCAUUUCAAUCCGAAUACCAAGAAUCUGUCGAUUCUUGCGGUGACUACACAAGAUACACCAAUACCGAUUCAUAUGAUAACCUGCUCAACAUCAGACAACAAUUUAUAGAGAAGAUCACUUCAUGUGAAGCAGUAAUUGAAAUAACCCAAGAGUGUAAAAUUGACUUAGCCUUCAUAAUUGAUGACACAGACACUAUCAGUGCAUCCAAGUUCCAGGAAAUGAAAACUUUCCUUGUAAGUCUUGUCACCAAAAUUGUUGUUGGUGACAAUGCAGUAAGAAUAGGGGUCGUAACUUACGGUGACGAUGCAACAACCGCUUUUACACUAAAUCAGUACUCUACUGCUUCUGAUGUGAAAACUGCUAUUAAUGGCAUAACUCAGGGAAAUGCAGCGUACGGUAGGGAUCGCCGCCUGGUGGAAAAAGCCCUCUUGUACACCCUCUGGAACUUCUUCACCAAGGAAAACGGAGAGCGUAAGGACGCUAAGAAUUUCUACGUUGUUCUUACAUAUGGAGGUUCCUAUGACAUGCAAGUGUCGGAUUAUGGAGCAGCAAUCCAGUACAAUUCAAUGGUCGAACUUUUCAUUCUUGGUGCUAAUGUAACAUCGAGCUUCGACUCUGAUUUUGAGGGUGCAGUGACUGAAGGAAGGUACAUGUCAGCCAGCAAUUUUAUAGAACUUCAGUGUAACAGUAAAGGUCUGGUCUCCAACAUUACUGAGUGCCCCACAGAGGACCCUGUACCUCCUGCUACGCCCAAUUGUAAGCUGGAUAUAUUAUUUAUGCUGGAGGCAUCUAGUUCUUCUGCCGGUGCUAAAUUUAUGUACCUGAAAAGUUUCUUUGCUAACAUAGCACGGCAAAUUAGCGUCUCAUCGGACACUGUCAGAAUUGGUGUCAUCACAUACGACUACAAAGGAUACAGACAAUUUGAUCUUCAAACACACACGACCAGUGACGACGUUAGUAAUGCCAUAAUGAAGAUACCAGAGGGUUCGAUCCCUAAGAACCUACUUGAUAAAGCUUUAUUGUAUGCAAGAACAACCUACUUCACAGAGGCCAACGGAGAUCGCGCGGACGCAGCCAAUUACUAUGUCUUCUCCAUGGAUGGAAUAAGGGCUGGUUCUGCUAUACAAGGAGCUGUUAUAAAUGCUAACUGGCCUGACCAGGUUUUUGCCGUUGAUAUAAACAGUACAUACGCGCAGGAAUAUAAAGAUGCCGCUGGUGACAAUAGCCGUUAUUUUUGGGCCUCUUCCUACGAGGAUCUGCCCUCUAUUGAAGCUGCCGUUUUAUCAGCAAUUACCAAUUGUCCGACUCCACAAAUUACAACCACCACUGGUGUCUCCUUAAGAAACAAAGACGUCACUGCUCCGUGUCUUAACAGUUUAAUAUAUAUGUACCCAAAGGAUUUGACAGCAAACACAGGGGGAUCAAGAGGAAUGAUGUACCUGAUGACAGAUUAUGUAUUUAUAAUAACCACCUGCUCACGUAUCACGUCCUGGGAGUUUUCCUACUCGAGAUCUGGAUGGAUAGAUUUUAUGGUGUGGAGACCUACUGGGAAUAAUUAUAAGCUGGUAGCUUACAACACAAUUUAUGUUGAAGGUGUUAAUUCGACUAUUUACACCGUUGUGGAAUACGAAAGAAUUGCUGUUCUGGAAAAUGAUGUCAUUGGAUGGCGCUCCUUGGCUGAUAAUGAUGGUGGUAAUAUAAUCACAAACGGAGACUGCUUAGAUGAGUGUGCCUUUGGAUACCAGGCAUACUCGGCCCAAACUUUACAGAGAGGAGACGAGUUCGAUUGGAAAACGUCAGGCACCAUAAUAAAUACAACAGCCUAUGCUAUCAAAGCUUGUCUUGAGGACAAUACAAUUAUAUCGUUCAACAACCCAAAUCAAUCUGCAGAGAUACCUGACCACUUACCCCCUGGUUCCUUUGUGAUGGUGUUGGAAGUGGGAGGGGCGGACUACGCUGAAAACGUGACGUACACCGUCAUGCAACAUCCCUCCUCUUCUUCCUCUGCCGCGUAUUUUGUAGUGGAUGAAAUAGCUCAAGUAACGGUCGCAAAAAAGAUGCAGAGAGCUACUGAGGUCAAGGACUAUCUGUUACUGGUAGAAGCAAAGGAUGCCUGUAAUACAAGUGCCACAGUGACGGUUUCAAUAGAAUCACAAAAUAUGCCUCCGGAGAUACUAGAUCUACCGAAUUCUAUGUUUGUUGCCGAGGAAACGGGGGGAGAAACGGUUUUAUACUCCACCAUUGUUGAAGAUCCUUCAGGUGAUGAAGUUUGUUGCUUGCUAGAGACUGUAUUACCAAGUUCAACGAAUUUCAACGUAACUGGAAACUCCACAGUUGGUUCAUCACGUGGCACCUUUUCCAUUUUGACCACUUCAAAUCCCGCCUUUUCUUACAAAGAUAUUAACUCCUACAUGGUGAAGCUCUGUUGUGACGACAGUGCAGAUAAAACAACAGGAAUAUUACUAGUCAAUGUGAAGAAACCGGCGAAAGCAGCUGGAUACGAACCACCUAAUUGGUUUAUGUUGUCUGUGGCGAUGUCCUGCAUUCCUGUCUUUGUUAUGGGAUUUUGCGCAUGUUUUGUACUCAUUCAUACGAUGUUUCUGGUAGGAUAAUUCGCAAACAUGAAAUUAAUUUUACCGACUUUAGUUUUUGCACACAAAAUUCUGCAUCGA
Messenger RNA from Saccostrea echinata, 4413 nucleotides. Its product is annotated as collagen alpha-5(VI) chain-like. The record is from RefSeq and is a predicted model, not a curated record. The transcript has 19 exons. Gene Ontology annotation, molecular function: calcium ion binding. Gene Ontology annotation, biological process: homophilic cell-cell adhesion. Gene Ontology annotation, cellular component: membrane. NCBI's taxonomy places the organism in Eukaryota, Metazoa, Mollusca, Bivalvia, Ostreida, Ostreidae.